This is a messenger RNA of Saccostrea cuccullata (small rock oyster), 3437 nucleotides long. RefSeq names its product coiled-coil domain-containing protein 170-like. The record is from RefSeq and is a predicted model, not a curated record. The transcript has 12 exons. Bases 120 to 2651 code for a protein of 843 amino acids. Lineage: Eukaryota; Metazoa; Mollusca; Bivalvia; Ostreida; Ostreidae.
CUGUGUGUGUGUUGUGACUUGUUUUCAUGUUGCUAUGCAGGGCUAAUGGGAACGAAAAAUAUAUGACAACAGUGCUGCAACGAGAGGAAAAGUGAUUUUUACAAUAAUAUACCAAGAAUAUGGCAAGUUAUCUCAGGGACGAAGACCGCCAUGGUCUUCCAUCAAUACGAAAACAUGGAUUUUUAGACACACAACCUUCUCCAAGAAGAAUAACGACGAUAGAACAUGACAUCGUUCAUACAUCACCGGUGGCAGUGUCUAGAAUACUGGCAUCUGAAUCCAGCCUUCAUCACACUAGACCACAGUCCCCAAAUCGCCGGCAGUUGACAGAGAUGCAAGAACAAAUUAGAUUAUUGAAAGAAGAAAAUCAGAAAAAAGAUGCCCUAGUUCAACAGUUGUCAAGCAUGGAUGCAAUACCAAAAGUUCAAAUAAGAUCUUCAGCUGACACAUUACGACAUGACACAAUUUAUCUUGGAGACAGACAUGCUGUGGAGACUGCAAGGAGUGAAUUAGCAGCCCUUCAAGUCAAAAAUGAUAAACUUAUCAUACAGAUACGAGAUUAUGAAGGUCAGUUAGAAGCAAAAGAAAUCAAGAUAAGGGAACUGAAGUCCUUAUAUGAAACCAGCAAAGAAAACGAGGCCAAGCUUACAAAAAUGUUAGAGUCACAUAGGCAGCAGAUUAUAGAACUCGAGGGUAAAGCCGGGUCUUACGAGACUGCCGUGGGGCGGAGCGAGUUCACAGUGGUCGAACUACAACGUCAAAUCCGAGAGGGAAACGACAAAAUUCUGGAUUUGGAAUCAAGAAUCAGGAAACACCUUGAGGAGCGGGAGAGGAUUGAGAUGGAAAUGCAGACAGUAGAGAAGAAAUACACAGAGCUGGUCACACAACUGACCAGUAUCAUUGCUGUGGAUGACAUGUCUAGUGCUACAUUCACUGUGGAAGAAAUAGUCAGAAGGAUGACUGAUCUGGUGCAAGAAAAUGCUUUGCUCAAGGGUAAAAUUGUGACACUGAAUGAAACGUUAAACAGCACACAAUUAGAGAGCAAAGCCAGCCGGGAGACCAUCAUGAGGCUGGUGUCAGAGGUCGGCAAGGAGCAAAAGGUCGCCACAAGAUUCACGUCAGAGAUCGAUAAUCUCAGACUGGAAAGAGAUACAGCUUUGACGGAGAAGAGGAACAUGGAACGGGAAAUGGCAAUGAUGUCAGAGAGACUGGAUGCUAACCAGAGAGCUCUGGAGGCAGCGAGGUCAGAACUCGAGUUGAAACAUUCCAGACUGAGUACACUCGAUCGUGAGUACAGAAUUAACUCAGAGGAUGUCAGGAAGAUUCAGACUGAGGCUCAUCUCUUCCGGGAGCAAGUUGCUUCCAUCUUGUCUUCUGUUGAUGAAAGAUGUGACAUUUCAAGUGACUUCAUUUUGAACCGAAUCAAGACUGUUCUUGCAGACAACCGAGAUCUGGUUGUGAAAGUGGACUCACUUGAAGAAAGGAUCAAAACUUUAACAGAGCAGCUGGAGACUCAGUAUGAGUUACAUAAGACGGCAGCUCAUCGGGCCCGUAAGGCCGAGACUGAUCUCCUGAGUUUGGAGGAAAGACUACGCAGCGCAGAGGGAGAGUUGGCAGCAGGAGAUGUUCUGAGGGACGAGUUCAAGUCAGACAAAGGAAAGUAUCUGAGAGCCUUACAAAGAUUAGGAGAAAAAAUGAAGAUGGACCGCAUUUCCAUCGACCUUGGUCUGGACAUGACCAUCGAAGCUCUGAUCGCAAGAGCGGAACAGCUAGUCAAAUUGGAACAAGACACAAUUGUGGACAAAUCUACUCACAUCUACAACCUUCAGCGCAAGGUCAAGGCCCUCAAGGAGCAGCUAGAAAGCAAAGACCUUCACCUUGAUCUUUUGAGGAAGAAAAUGACAAAUCUGGAAGAGAAGCUUAUUGGAAAAACAGAGAUUGAGAAGGAGAGAGACACUGAGACCUUCAAAAUCAGAAAACUUGAGAAACUGAUAGAGAAAUACAAAAUCCAGAUCACAGAUCUUAAACACGAGAACACAAACCUUAAGGCACAACUCUUAGGAUCCAGUGAAAUUCAGAUGAGGACCAUGGAACAGAGGAAGGAAAUUGAGGAGUUGGUGGCUCAGGUUGAGGAACUGGAGGAUGUGAGGAAGAAGCAGGCUCACAAGAUCAAGCACCUUAAAGACGAGAUCGAGAUCUCUACUCAGCAGGGCCAGGAGAAGAGGCUCGUGUCUGAUAACGCAGUACAGGCCCUCUCCAGCGAGCUCAGGACCAGCAAGAACGCCCUGAAUGCAAUACAGAACAGGGAAAAACAGCUUUUGGACUUCCGUAAUGUGGUAUCUAGAAUGCUUGGUCUUGACAUCAACACACUUGCUGUGCCUGAUUACGAGAUCAUCUCUCGAUUGGAGAAAUUGAUCCAGGCCCACCACACUCAUGCUUUUAACACCCUGAGCAUGGAAGAAGCUCUAGCAGACAUGGAAGAUGGAUUUCUGAGUGGUUACGAAGACUACCGCAGGACAUUGGGAAACACAGAAGCCUCCAACUUCCGUCGCUCACGUGAGCGAGUCAAGAGGAAAGCAGCUCGUGCUCGAGCACGCUCACUCUCACCAACCCGAUCACCAACCCGCAAAGUCGACCCCAGAGUGUACUGAUCAAAUUGUUGGAAAGAAUGAAUUUUUAAAACAGUAGCGAGAUUUUCGGAUGUAGCUUUUCAGACAGAAUUUUCCUUCCUCAGACGUUAUUUUUUAAAAAAGGAAAAUGCAUUUAAGUCCUAGUUAGAAUUUUCCUUUUAUGGAAGUAGAGAACUAAAAAUAUUGCAAUCUGUAAAAGUAACAUUUUUGAAUAUAUCGUAGAUUUAUAUUUUUCCCAAUUUCGGACCAUCCUUUUUUAACAAUCAUUUCAGCAUAUUCAAUCAAAUGUGACUCUAAGAUCAGCCUGGCAUUCUUUCCUUCAUAGUGGUUUAUGUAGUAAUUUACAUAUAUUUAUACAGGAGCCAUGCUUUAGUGAAAAGGGCAUCAGUGUUUUUUUCAAUGAAUUUUAUCAGGUAUACAUGUCAAAUGAAUCUUUUGUUUCUUUUGUAUGUUAUGCUUUUUAGGAGAUUUUUCUUUAAUUGUUGUUUAAUUGGUGUCUGUGAUAAAAUGGAAAAAUCUCUCGAAGAUCUCAAAAUUCUAUAACAAAGAAAAUAUGGUCUGUGAAAAAUAUAUACAUUUAUAAAUUUCCUAAAUAAGAGUAAGAAAGAAUUUACAGUUUUUAAUCAUCUUGAUUUGGAUGAUAAUGAAAAGGAAUGAAAGUUUUCCCCAAUCCAUUACAAUUUUGCUCAUUUAGUCAUUUUUACAUUUUAUGCGAUUUUCCUCAUUGUUAAGUUAGACGGUAUAUUAUAUAAUUGGUGGUUGUUAAUGCUCUUUGUAGUUGCCCAAUAUGUGUCAAAAGUUUUUGUA